Molecule: messenger RNA, 1119 nt
Organism: Insectozyma verbasci
Lineage: Eukaryota; Fungi; Ascomycota; Pichiomycetes; Serinales; Debaryomycetaceae
Source: the annotation of a GenBank genome assembly
AUGCCAUUCACAGGUUUUAAAAUAACCAGACAAUAUAAAAUUACAGGAUAUGCUUCACCUGCAUCAAUGCAUUUCAUAACUAUUUCACACUGUAAUCAAGGCAAAGUAGAUUAUCAAAAAGUAUUGAGAGUUGAUUCUUCAAGUGUUAUAAAUUGGGACAAACCAUUUUGUAUGUUGAAACCAAAACUAGGAGAAAAUAACUUAAAAGUAAACGAAGAAGGAGAUGUAGACGAUGACGAAUUUAUUGGAAUAUUUGGUUUCAUAAUGCUAAAGGGCAAGAAAUUGCAAAAUUUACUUCGUAAGAAAAUUGACAUCAGUUUGGAACAAUUAUCAAAUGGAAAAUGGGUGGAAUAUUCUGGAAAGAACAAACAAUUCAAAUUUGAAAAAUUCAAAUUAAAAGAUCCACUAGAAUCAUUGAAGUAUGAGUCAAAGAACCUAAUAUGUUAUAAAAUGGCAAGGAGGAAAAAAUAUGCCAAAAGAAAGAUAUCAUUCUACAUUCCUCAAACUUUUGUUGGUGGAUUAUUUGAAUGUUUUUUACCAUUAGAUAUCAAACAACAAAUUUUGACUGAUUUCGUAAACUCUAAUGAUUUAAUAAUUCAGCAAUUUGAAUUUAAUUGUGAUCCACAAUUAUCUAGACCAAUCAUGCCACUCAUUGCUGAAGAUUCAACUGUCCAAUGGUUUGAAAAUAAAUUAUUAAAUUUUAUAAAUCCAGGUAUUAUUCAAACUAUUCCAUAUUUAUCAACUGCAAGUCCUUGGGAUUUAAGGUUCUCAAUCAGCGAAACACCAGAUAUGUUUAAAGAUACAUGGGCUACAAAGAUUGAAAUAAAUGAAAACUAUAAUUAUAAUGAAGCUGAUUUACAUGUUAUUACAAAGGCAAUCACGUACCUGGCUAAUUUAUUGAAUAAAAUAAUAUCACCAAUAGAUAUAAAUAAUUUGGUUAAAAAUUACAACAAGGCAAGUAAUAGAGAGAAUCCAGCAAUUGAACAACUUGUAAUGAAUCAAUAUAAUUUAACAAAAGAGGAAAGGAUAAAUUUAUGGUUUGGACUAGGGAACAAGGAACUGAUCAAUAAAGUCUUGACCAAAAUUGAAAGAUUUUGGGAUAACCUAACUAAUGAAUAG